Messenger RNA from Aspergillus udagawae, 921 nucleotides. RefSeq lists its product as uncharacterized. Lineage: Eukaryota; Fungi; Ascomycota; Eurotiomycetes; Eurotiales; Aspergillaceae. The record is from RefSeq and is a predicted model, not a curated record. The transcript has a single exon. The coding region runs from base 1 to 921 and encodes 306 amino acids.
AUGGCUACUUUUCUCCUCGAUGAUUACUCCAGGACAGCAGCCCGUCCUGAGUGGAUGGACUUGGAGGAAUGGAAGAAUGAAAUUCCACUGACCCUAAGCAGAAUGGAACAGAGACGCUUUCUUCGAGCAUUCUAUCGGAUGCAGAUUUAUGGAAACAUAUUCGGUCACAUAGAAAUUCCCCUGGGGGCAGAUGACGUUGAGGAAGAAAAUGACUGGUUUGCUGAUACUCGUGGCCGGACGCCUACUUUCACGGAUGAAGAAACGUGGCGUCUAUUCUUCGGACCCAUGGCGCCAUGGGAAGUUGAAGAAUUCAGCUGUUUCUGGCAGCAUUGUUAUCAUCGAUGGACAGACCCAUACCGUGAAAUAGCAAAAAGCCUUGCGGCUUAUGCGGCUAAUGGUGUUAUCUGGUUCAGCGAUCUUCCUCCCGAAGAGCGGCCUCCUCUGAAUCGCUGUGGGUUGGAUGUUGACCAUCUGCCUGUCCAUGAAAAUGAACAGAGAAAAAUUUUAGCCCACAUGGUACCAACAUUCCUUGUGAAGAUGCUUCGUGAACCAGAUUUUAGAACUCGCCGCGACUUGCUUCUCGCCAACACGGUUAUUCUUAACCAUUCGUUUGUUGAUUAUUGGCCUAAACCAAACUGGGAAGAUCCCGGAGCGUUGCCUCUUCUGUACCCUGCUGAUAGAUUCAACUUCGACACAGAUGUCAGUGGUCUCAAGACAUACUUAGAGACGCUGCCUCCGCACGAGCGGCCUAACAACGCCUGGAUGCAGCGCUGGCUUGAUGCGGCGCUGGAGUAUCCUCAAGUCUUUGAGGAUAUGUACUCGUAUGCCCCGUACUGUCGGUGUUGGGAAUGGGGAUAUGCUAUUUGGGACGAGGAAAGGCUCAUUGAAUGGGGCGCCAUGGAUCAUCUUGAACUCCCGUGA